AGAAAAAGACUAUGUAAUGCAUAUUAAUAGAUUUUAUCAGAUUCUGAAAUAAGGUUUUAAGAAAUAAAUUAAUAUUAACUAUGGUACAUAAGAUAUAAAUUUUAUAAAGCCCAAUUGUAUAUAGACAAUCUGGCUUUUUAUACGAUCCCCUUUUCAUGAUAACGUCGAGUUCGAGCUUGAAGUCGCUAUACGCUAGAGUAGUCAAAUAAAAUAGUUGACAGAAAGACGGGUUUUUAAAUAUGUUGCAAUAAUGGCGUCACGCUAGUGGGUUGAAUAAAUUCCUUAGUAUACAAAGAACUAGUAUCUGGUUUAGUCAUCUUUGAUGUAUACGAGGACAGACUUUGUGAUACUGGUACCUACAGGCGUUCACUAUACAUGGUACACAACACUUACGGAUUAGCCCUCUACUUCAACAUAGGAUCCACAAUCGUGAAGUGACAUAAUGGUUCUCCGCUACUUCGUCGUUGUUUUCUGUGUGGUGAACUUUGAACCGGUGAAAAGAACAGAUGCUCAGCAGAUAAAUGGUGAUAUACUAGCUGAUGAGUUGAACAAGGUGACGGACGCUUUGGGGGUGUCAUUCAUACAGGAAGAAUACAACAAGUUGAAAUACAAUGAUAUAGUUACAGAUGGAGAGGCAGAAUCACGAUAUAUUGCGAAAAAGAUUGGUGAACGAAUGGAGAAAAUGGAAGAAGCACUGACCAAACUUAAACAGGAGAUGGAGAAGCAAUAUGAAAUGAUGACCCCUAGCAGUACAUACCAGGACUGUUGUAGCAGUCGUGACUAUCCUCACAAUCUACACUUUAGAACAAAUGUUUCGACAGACAUGUUUUGCUACAGUAAACCAAGCUAUGUACAAGAUACCAACAUCAAAUAUCCCACGUCGGAUGUGUUAAACACAAUGAAGUCCAACCAUCGGGAAAACAAGAACAUUCAGUUCCAAUACGUUGCUCUUAAAUCAGGACUUUACAUUAAUUAUCCGGCCACCAAUUUAAUUGGCUGUGAUACCUAUGACCCAAGAUUCAGACCAUAUUUUGUGUCUAGUACCACUUCUACUCCACGGGACGUGGUAUUGGUAUUACAAAUGUCGGCUUCUAUGAGGGGGGAUAAACUGAACGAGGCCAAGCAUGCCGCCAUUACUGUUCUGGAAUCGCUUAGUGUCAAUGACAAGAUUGGUAUCGUGGUAUUCAAUAACAAAGCACAGAGUCCAAGUGGUUGUUAUGGAGAUAAACUGGUCCCAGUAACACGCACAACAAAGCAGCAUCUGAAAGACUUCAUUAACGCUGAAGACGCCACUGAAGGACCGAACUAUGCAGAGGGUCUCCGCAAAGCCUUUACUUACUUCCGAUACAACUCUAGUGAAGAAGGUUUCAGAGAUCAGAUCAUGUUGUUUGUUUCUGACGGUGACAACAAUGCAGGAGAUAAUCCUCUAGAAGUCAUCAGAGAUGAGAAUCAUCGGCUACAAAACAGAGUUGUCAUCAACACGUACGGUAUAGGGACGGGUUUGAAUACCAACGACAGGCAGCUGUUGGAAAACAUGGCAAAACAAACACUGAAUAACAAUACCUAUGGUUACAUAAAGGUCGGGAAAUCCGUCAUCAUAGCAGAUGUCAAGACUUCGUAUCUACGAGAGGCGAUGGGGACGUUUUAUGAUUAUUCCAGCAUACCUAUAUCCCUGACCCCCACAUUCACACAAGCCUACAAAGAUUUCUUCACUAAAGAGUUUGUGAUUACUGGUUGUCUCCCUGCGGCGUAUCAAGGCUCGUUUAUAGGCGUGGUUUGUGCUGACAUUCUGCUCAGUGAACUUGUAUCGGAGACUUUAUACCUUCAGCAAGGAGAGAAUUCUUACGUCUUUAUCAUUGACGGCAAUGAAAGAGCACUGAUACACCCACUUCUUCCAGAUCCACGUGACGUCAACGCAUCAGAUUAUGACAUAAACGACAUUUACAACUUUGAGACGGCUGGUGAUGUUCCUGAUGUUAUCAAUUCCAUGAAAAAAGGUAUGUCAGGGAACAAGACCUUAGUGACCACAGUAACAGAACCUAGAGGGGACAGACUGUUGGACGGUGAUCUGCAGAGGAUACUGAACGCAGUGUAUUACUGGACCCCGAUUGUUGCACCUGGUAGUAACUUUUCUUUGUGUUUGGUGAUGGAGAAGAAUAACACUAUUACAGUACUACGGGACGUGCCGCGUCAUGGUGCACAUGAUUUUGUAUACCAUCGAUGGGAUUUAACAACAUGGCCGGCUCUUUCAAACUGUCGUCAUUUCAACAGAUUUGCUACGAAAGCCACAACCACGGUCAAGUUAUCACCGGAAGCAUUUAUUAACCCGUAUGAAUACCAGAGCGUUGAGGAGACUGAGAGAAAAGUUCAACAAUACACAGACUAUAUCUCAGGAGACAUUUCCACCAAUCCUGGUAUAAAGGCAUCGGCAGUGAAUUCAAUUCGAGCCACCGCCCCCAUUGAAGGAUUUUGGAAAACUUAUUCCAGCAGAGAUGCACCCUACCUUGUGUGGCGGUACAUAAUGACAGAAGACGGCGUAGAAAGGAUAUUCCCAGGAGUCCGCCUAACGGACGAUUACGACCACAAAUUGAGACCCUGGUAUCGUCGGACAGUAGCUCUGAAGAAGAUGAACGUAGUGUCAGCGCCGUAUGAAGACUCGUGGGGAUCUGGAAAAGUUAUCACAGUAUCACGGAGCAUUUUAAAAAAAGCAACAACUCAGGGCGGCAGUGACAAAAUAGAGGCUGUAAUGGGGACUGAUUUCUCCAUUUAUUACUUCAAUCAGAUUCUUAAAGAUAAAUAUCCAAUCUGUGCCAACACUACAACUCACAGCUGUAUUGUGAUAGACAACAGUGGAUUCCUUGUGAUGCAUCCUUUCUACAUAGAAACAACAGAUCUAAUUGACAGUUCCAUCCAUCUCACAUACAAGGAGGGAAGAAUAUCUCGUUCACUGAUCAAAGAAGGAAUAAUGUACAGACAACCGUGCAGGGACACAGAAAAUAAAAAGGAACAAUUCACAUACAGGGUCAAAUUGCCACAAAAUCACCUUAAUGGAAUAGUGAACUCGGAAGAAGGCUAUGAAAUGCGUCCUGUAACUGGUUCCAAUCUGUUCCUGAUUCUAAAACAAAGAAAAACUAGCCAGGAUUUACCUUGUUGUUCUGAGAAGAGUUCAGUUCCACCUAGUUCUCUAAAAUGUGGAGAUGACGAUUGCACCUGUCUUUGUUAUAAGAAUCAGGAUUUCAACGACUGUGAAAACAAAUACACCAUGGAUGGGAUAUCUCCUUGUAAUCCUAAACUACCCACUCUGUCGUCUGUUAGUACACCAGAGGGAGACAAAAAUAAAUAUCUGAGCACAUGUUUUCCGACUGACUGUCCGUGCCGAAAGACAGAAAGUGAGUGCUUUCGAACAUCUGGUUGUUCCUGGUGUACCUCUACAAUGAGUGGCAGUAAGGUGGGCAAAUAUUACUGCGACUUAAAGGAAUCCUGUCCAUCCAAACAGUGUGUAACACAGAGUUGCACAUCGAAGUGCUGUGGAUCUGAGUGUGGAACUGUUUCCAGUCAAUCAAAUGUAGGAGAGAUUGCUGCUGGUGUAACAGGUGGCACACUUGUCGUUGUAUUGGUCAUCAUUGGUAUCAUCGUAUUCGUUGUAUACAAACGACGACGACAGGACCAAGAUGAUACCUAUUUAGACCCAACACAUGAUAUCGGGAAAAAGGAGCCCUCCAGAGACUCAGAACACUAUGUCUACCCCACAGAUUAUCACAUGACGAAUCUCGGCGCAACUACGGAGGAGGGACAGAGCAAUGGAUAUUUAGAAGCAACGCUUGAUGCCGCGACAAAUGAGCCCUCCAGCCAUUCAUUUCAAUAUGACUACCCACGGGUUAACACAUGACGAAUCUCGUGCAAGUACGGAAAAGGAUCUGCACAAUAGAUAUUGAUGAAGAAUAAAUUGAAAUUUGAUCAAUCUAUUGACAAUUGAUACAGUAACUAUCUUGCAUCAAUCAUGAUUGCAAACGUUUAGGGAAACGAACAUAACGUAACAUUUGUAUGAAGUCCCUGUUUUGUUUAUACAUGUAUUUAAGAAACGAAUUUUUUUUAAAUACAUGAGGCAUGAAAUCCACUUGGGCGUAUACCUACAAGCGAACUGUGAAAACUUUUUCAAACCUCUGUUCUACACAUGCGAAAUCGUUGACGAAAACUGCCCUCUGUCUUUUCAAACUUCCUACGUCACGCUGUUUUCAAAGCAUCAUAAUCCAACGCUUUGUCCUGUGACAGCAGAGCGUGCACACCCAGCGCAGCAUCUCUAGGAAAAUCACUCGGUUCAACCGCAGUAAAAUGAACCAACGAUACCAACAAUUAGAUUGUCAAAUUUUCAGAACGACCCGUCCCUUCUUCGGGACAAACUAAAAGAGUGAAAUGUUCCAAAAAAGCUAUAAAUAGAACUACACUUAACUAACAAACGUAUUUACUCAGCAAAUCACAUGUUGGGCUUGUUAUUUUAUAUUUCCUCGGGAGCGAAUUAGAACAUGUGCUAAACAUAUUACUUGUAACAUGUAAACACUUUCAAUGUAAAUGCGUUUGUAAAUUUGGUGUAGUUUUAGUGCUAGCCUUUUAGUAUACCUUUAGCCAUCUCAUGUAAAACUCUUUGUUUGUCAUGAAGAGGGGACGGGUCGCAGAGCAAACGGUGACUGUACGGUGUGUGAACACUUAACUCAACUUGGUGAACGGUAAGCGAAUGCAGAAUGCGAACGGAUCGCUAAGUAAACGGUACACAAACGGUGACUGCACCGUGAACGCAAGAUGAACGAUAUAUUUGGAAUAUCUCGAAUGUUUUCCUUACAUCGUGUGUAUUUUACAUUAGUAUUUAGGUAAGAAAAAAGAUAUUUGUAUUUAAGCAGUGAAUACAUUUUGUAAUGGCGAUCUGACCAGACUAAAUCACUCGUUGUAUAUAGCUAUUUUGUGAACACUUUCCAGAACAAGUAGAUAAAUAAAGAUGCAUGCAAUGUCGUGAGAAAUAUGAAACAUCUGCGCAACUUUGUACCGGUACAUGUAUUUUGUAUAAUUAUGUAUAUAUGUUUUCUGAGGUAUACGUUUAUUCAAAAACGGAUUAACAUUUCCAGCAUGAAGAAAAAAAAAUAGGGUACAAUAAUGAAACAGCAGUUAAUCCCUUGCAUUGCAGAUACACAAUUUACGCGUCUCCGAUCGAGUAAUACUAUAAUAUGGAAGAUUUAUUUAAUGUCUAAAAUUAAGGGUUAUAACAUUCAACUAAUACGGAAAAAUCAACAAAUAAGAAAGAAAACUUCUUCCUAUAAAAUAUUAUGAUAAACAUUAUAUUCAUUUUAGAUUUAAGGACUUAAUUGUAUUGAAUUUUUGCGACAGUUUUGAUAUUUAAUCAAGUUACCGCAUUCGUUUGAUUUUGUACCAUUGUCAUUUUAUAGUUGUGUAAAAAGUCAUAAAAUCAUAAUAAAGUUGAGAUAACAAAAGCUUAUACAGUUAUUUGUUUUACAAUUAAUUAGAAAUUGUUAACUUUUGGAAAACAGUGCCGAUUGUUAUCACUUGUGUAUGUGACAGUUACAUUGCAUGAAUGUUAUAAAAAUGUUGCAUUUUAUUCUGUUCCAUACUUUGGUAAAUAUAAAGAGAGGAAAUACUCAGCUUUAAUAAAAACUUUACACAAUUUGA
This is a messenger RNA of Ostrea edulis (European flat oyster), 5676 nucleotides long. RefSeq names its product VWFA and cache domain-containing protein 1-like. The transcript is spliced from 24 exons. The record is from RefSeq and is a predicted model, not a curated record. Gene Ontology annotation, molecular function: voltage-gated calcium channel activity. Gene Ontology annotation, cellular component: voltage-gated calcium channel complex. The coding region runs from base 443 to 3889 and encodes 1148 amino acids. Lineage: Eukaryota; Metazoa; Mollusca; Bivalvia; Ostreida; Ostreidae.